This is a messenger RNA of Homarus americanus (American lobster), 996 nucleotides long. Its product is annotated as extensin-like. The record is from RefSeq and is a predicted model, not a curated record. The transcript has a single exon. Lineage: Eukaryota; Metazoa; Arthropoda; Malacostraca; Decapoda; Nephropidae. The coding region runs from base 1 to 996 and encodes 331 amino acids.
AUGAUUCCCCAUACCACCCUUCCCCCAUCACCAAAAGACUCCUACAUCGACCCCUUCCCCAUCACCAAAGACUCCACAUCGACCCCUUCCCCAUCACCAAAGACUCCUACAUCGACCCUUCCCCAUCACCAAGACUCCUACAUCGACCCCUCCCCCAUCACCAAAGACUCCACAUCGACCCCUUCCUCCAUCACCAAAAGACUCCUACAUCGACUCUUCCACCAAAAAGACUCCUACAUCGACCCCUUCCAUCAUCACCAAGACUCUACAUCGACCCCUUCCAUCACCAAAAGACUCCUACAUCGACCCCUUCCCCCAUCACCAAAGACUCCUACAUCGACCCUUCCUCCAUCACCAAAAGACUCACAUCGACCCCUUCCCCCAUCACCAAAGACUCCUACAUCGACCCUUCCCCAUCACCAAAAGACUCACAUCGACCCCCUUCCCCAUCACCAAAAGACUCCUACAUCGACCCUUCCCCCAUCACCAAAAGACUCUCCUUCCCAUCACCAAAGACUCCUACAUCGACCCUUCCCAUCACCAAAGACUCAUCAACCUUCCUCCAUCACCAAAGACUCUAUCGACCCUUCCCCAUCACCAAAGACUCCUACAUCGACCCCUUCCCCAUCACCAAAAGACUCUACAUCGACCCUUCCUCCAUCACCAAAAGACUUAAACGACCCCUCCCCAAACACGACAACUCCCUUCCCCAUCACCAAAGACUCACAUCGACCCCUUCCCAUCACCAAAAGACUCCUACAUCGACCCCUUCCCCCAUCACCAAAAGACUCCUACAUCGACCACUUCCUCCAUCACCAAAAGACUCCCACAUCGACCCCUUCCCCCAUCACCAAAAGACUCCUACAUCGACCCCUUCCUCCAUCACCAAAAGACUCCCACAUCGACCCCUUCCCCCAUCACCAAAAGACUCCUACAUCGACCCCUUCCUCCAUCACCAAAAGACUCCUACAUCGACCACUUCCUCCAUCACCAUAA